AGUCUACGAGCUAGAGGGAGUGUACUCCUUCAGGACCUUUUUCACUUAUUUAUAUAUAUAGAUAGAGAUCGGGACUUGUGCUUGGUAAAAUACAUAUUAGGAAUUCGAUUUCAUAAAACUUAUAUAUGAUGGGUGGAGCAAUGAGAAACAUUGGGGUGUUAUCAUUGCUCUGUUUUCAUUUUCUUGGUGUGAUCGGUCUGGUUGGUGCUAGAGGUGUGGUUAGUUUGAAGCAUGGUCGUGAGGAGGAGGAUCAAAAGUUUUUUUUUGGUAAAGGAGGGGGAUUCGGAGGCGGGUUUGGAGGUGGAUCCGGCGUUGGCGGUGGAUUUGGAGGUGGGUUUGGAGGUGGUGGUGGAGUUGGCAGCGGAGUAGGUGGUGGUGGGCAUGGGAUAGGUGGUGGAUUUGGAAAGGGUGGAGGAGUUGGAGGCAAUGGGAAAGGAGGAGUGGGUGGCGGUUUUGGAAAAGGUAGCGGGGUGGGUGGAGGAAUUGGGAAAGGUGGCGGAGUAGGUGGUGGGUUUGGUAAGGGUGGCGGAGUGGGUGGAGGGUUUGGUAAGGGAAGCGGAGUAGGAGGUGGAUUUGGGAAAGGUGGCGGAGUGGGUGGUGGGUUUGGUAAGGGUGGCGGAGAGGGUGGAGGAAUUGGGAAAGGUGGCGGAGUGGGUGGCGGGUUUGGUAAGGGAGGCGGAGUGGGUGGUGGAUUUGGGAAAGGCGGUGGAGUGGGUGGCGGAAUUGGAAAGGGUGGUGGAGUUGGCCAUGGUGUAGGUGGAGGCAUCGGUAAGGGGGGUGGAGUUGGAGGAGGCUUUGGGAAAGGUGGCGGAGUGGGUGGCGGGUUUGGUAAGGGAGGCGGAGUGGGUGGUGGAUUUGGGAAAGGCGGUGGAGUGGGUGGCGGAAUUGGAAAGGGUGGUGGAGUUGGCCAUGGUGUAGGUGGAGGCAUCGGUAAGGGGGGUGGAGUUGGAGGAGGCUUUGGGAAAGGUGGCGGAGUGGGUGGCGGGUUUGGUAAGGGAGGCGGAGUGGGUGGUGGAUUUGGGAAAGGCGGUGGAGUGGGUGGCGGAAUUGGAAAGGGUGGUGGAGUUGGCCAUGGUGUAGGUGGAGGCAUCGGUAAGGGGGGUGGAGUCGGAGGAGGCUUUGGGAAAGGUGGCGGAGUGGGUGGCGGGUUUGGUAAGGGAGGCGGAGUGGGUGGUGGAUUUGGGAAAGGUGGUGGAGUGGGUGGCGGAAUUGGAAAGGGUGGUGGAGUUGGCCAUGGUGUAGGUGGAGGCAUCGGUAAGGGGGGUGGAGUUGGAGGAGGCUUUGGGAAAGGUGGCGGAGUGGGUGGCGGGUUUGGUAAGGGAGGCGGAGUGGGUGGUGGAUUUGGGAAAGGCGGUGGAGUGGGUGGCGGAAUUGGAAAGGGUGGUGGAGUUGGCCAUGGUGUAGGUGGAGGCAUCGGUAAGGGGGGUGGAGUCGGAGGAGGCUUUGGGAAAGGUGGUGGAGUUGGUGGUGGGCAUGGCAAAGGGGGUGGAUUUGGUGGUGGGGUUGGUAAAGGCGGAGGCAUUGGCAAAGGAGGCGAAAUAGGAGGAGGAAUUGGAAAAGGAGGCGGAGCCGGUGGUGGUGCUGGGGGAGGAUUUGGAAAAGGUGGGGGAGUUGGGGGAGGGGCUGGGAAAGGUCAUGGUGGAAUUGGAGGUGGUGUAGGCAAUGGAGUUGGAAAAGGUGGUGGAAUUGGUGGUGGUUUUGGGAAAGGCGGAGGCGUUGGAGCUGGUGUUGGUGGAGGAUUUGGUAAAGGUGGGGGUGUAGGUGGAGGAGCUGGUGGUGGAGUUGGAAGCGGUGUAGGAGGAGGAUUUGGCAUUGGUACUGGUGGAGGCUUCGGAAAAGGCGGUGGACUUGGUGGAGGAUUUGGUAAGGGUGGUGGCAUCGGCGGUGGUAUAGGCAAAGGUGGUGGAAUCGGUGGUGGUGGUGGGUUUGGCAAAGGUGGUGGAAUCGACUUCGGAAAAGGCUGGGGAAUUGGUGGUGGUUUUGGUAAAGGUGGUGGUUUCGGCGGCGGAAUUGGAGGUGGGGGUAUCCUUGGCGGAUUUGGUAAAGGUGGUGGAUUCGGCGGAUUUAUUGGAGGUGGUGUUGGAAAUAAGUUUGGUGGCGGAUUUGGUGGAGUAGGAGGAGGAGGCGGCGGCGGAAUUCCCCCUCGUUAAAUAACCCAUACGGUGCAUGGGAAAUCAUUUAUGUUUGACUACUCAUAACAAGCAAAAUGUUGUAUCAGGCAUGUAGUUUGUACUAUUUCUCCACCAUUUUUAAGGCCUUUUAAAUAUUAGUUUUUUCAAUUAUAUUAAAGUUAACUUAAUAAAUCGCCUUAUCUCCUAAUAACUGUUAACUCUAAAAUAUUAUUUGCCAUUACUUUCACUGGGCUUCAAAUUUGACAUUUUGAAGUUUCAUGUCAAUUCCUAAUUAAUUACCAAGAAUUUCACUUCAUUUUUGGCAUCUUAAUUUGGAGUAUUUCCUGCCGUUCCGUCUUUGUAAUCAAUCCCACCAAAUAGAGGGAGAAAGAGAAAAUGUAAUGAACUAGUACGUGUAAUUUGUGCAUCAUUUAGAGA
Messenger RNA from Rhododendron vialii, 2549 nucleotides. RefSeq names its product glycine-rich cell wall structural protein. The record is from RefSeq and is a predicted model, not a curated record. The transcript has a single exon. Lineage: Eukaryota; Viridiplantae; Streptophyta; Magnoliopsida; Ericales; Ericaceae. Bases 126 to 2150 code for a protein of 674 amino acids.